GUAAAUCGAUUUUAAAAAUUUCAUUUAAUCAAGAUGGCACUAGCAGUUGAUCUUUUAAAUCCUGUACCUGAAGCGGAAGCACGAAAACAUAAACUUAAAAGGCUAAUUCAGAGGCCAAAUUCCUUUUUUAUGGAUGUAAAAUGUCCAGGUUGUUUUAACAUUACAACAAUUUUUUCACAUGCGCAAACUGUUGUUAUUUGUGGUUCAUGUGCCAGUGUAUUAUCUCAGCCUACAGGUGGAAAGGCUCGUCUAAUGGAAGGUUGUUCUUUUAGAAGAAAAAAUUAA
Messenger RNA from Pneumocystis murina B123, 285 nucleotides. Its product is annotated as 40S ribosomal protein S27. Gene Ontology annotation, cellular component: ribosome; cytosolic small ribosomal subunit. NCBI's taxonomy places the organism in Eukaryota, Fungi, Ascomycota, Pneumocystomycetes, Pneumocystales, Pneumocystaceae. Bases 34 to 285 code for a protein of 83 amino acids. Gene Ontology annotation, biological process: ribosomal small subunit assembly; translation. Gene Ontology annotation, molecular function: RNA binding; structural constituent of ribosome. The transcript has 3 exons. The record is from RefSeq and is a predicted model, not a curated record.